Molecule: messenger RNA, 972 nt
Organism: Trichomonas vaginalis G3
Lineage: Eukaryota; Parabasalia; Trichomonadida; Trichomonadidae
Product: 2-dehydropantoate 2-reductase family
Exons: 1
Coding region: 1-972 (323 amino acids)
Biological process (GO): pantothenate biosynthetic process
Cellular component (GO): cytoplasm
Molecular function (GO): NADP binding; 2-dehydropantoate 2-reductase activity
Source: RefSeq, a predicted model, not a curated record
AUGAAAGUGAUUGUUCUUGGAGCGGGUUCAAUUGGAACUCUUUUUGGAACAACUCUUUUAAAAGGCGGUCAUGAGGUUAUAUUCCUUGACGCCUGGCAGCCUCUUAUAUACGCAAUCUCGAAAGAACCUUUCGCUGUCAUAAAACACGAAGAUAAUCUCGAAAAAAUUCCGAUAAAGCUUUACCCAUCACACGAGCCACCACAAUUCGAACCAGAGCUCAUUCUCGUGUCAGUCAAAUCGAUCGCGACAAAGAACGCAAUCCAAAUGAUCAAAUCUAAAGGUUUGAUCAAGGAUAACACAGUUAUUUUGACGUGCCAAGGUGGUUUCGAGAAUGCUGAUAUAAUUGCUAACGAAUUAAAUAACAAACAACUCUUAAUUCACGGAUGUACAAAAAGUCACUGCAAAUCAGUUGGUCCUAUGAAGAUAGAAAACUACCACAUCGGCGAAACAAUUGUUUGGCCAUACAAUCUUCAAUCAGGACAGCCAAUUCCUGAAAAUGUAACAAAAGUUGUUGAAAUUUGCAACCAAUGUGGCCUUCAAAUUACCAUUUCGGAGACGGCAAUUGCAGAAAAAUGGAAGAUGCUCUUAGGAUACCCUACAAUUUACGCUUUAGCUGCUGUUUGCGGGCUGUCAAUCGGAAAUAUCUGGAAUGCAAAUAGAGGUGAAGCAAUUUUGACUAACUUAAUCAAAGAAGUAGUAUCAGUAGCAAAGAAAGAAGGAAUCCGUGAGGAUUUGUUCAACGAAGAAAUUGCCACAAAAUAUAUCGAAACUUUGGCUGAAGAAAAUCCAGAUCAACCAGGUACGAUGCUUCUAGAUGUUGCUGCUCACAGAGUUACCGAGGUAGAUGCUACAAGUGGAGCUCUCCUUCGUAAAGGAGAGAAAUACGGAUUAUCUCUGCCUACAAUUCAAGCUGUCUGGUCUAUUCUUCGCAUUAGAGAAGAAAACUACGGCUACGAAUACGAAAGCAGAUAA